CAUUGUCAAACUUUUUUGGUCCCCCUCUCUCUCGUCUCCACCUUUGCGUACCAGUGAAGCCUUUUUUAUAACUUGCCCCCACACCCACUCUCCACCACAUUUCCACGAAAUGAGCCAAUAUCAAUAUUCCCCAACUCCCUUUCUUAUUCUUCUUCUUCUUACUACUAUUCAUUUUGAGCACCCAUACAAAAACUAAUAAAGUUAAAAAAAAAAAAAUAGAGAAAUGUCAGGCGCUUAUAGUAAUGUGAGGGUGCCGGAGGACUUGCCGUUGACGGAUAAGGCAACGGAGUUUAUGAAGGCGGCGGCGGAGAUUACGGUGGCGUUAGGAAAAGGGUGCAGGGAUAUAGUGAGACAGAGUGUAGUGAGAGAAGACUCCUACAUUGCUAGAAAGUUGGGAAAGGGUUCUUACUUGUGGAGGAAUAUUGGUGAGCCUUUUUGUGAGAGACUUGGUCACAAUCUUAGCUUCUUCAAUCAGUUCCUGCCUGAAGAUAAGAACCCCUUGCACUCUUGGCUAGUCAUCUUCUUUGUCUCUCUCAUUGCUUUUUCAGCCUUGAAAAUUAAUACCGAACAGGAUACCUCCCCCGUCCCGUUGAUGAAGAAAGUGUACCUACAUCCACCUAGUGCUAAGCUCAUAGUGCUUCCGGAUGGUAGAUAUUUGGCAUACAAGGAGCAAGGUGUUUCGGCUGAAAGAGCUAGAUUUUCUAUGAUUGCUCCACAUACUUUCCUUUCCUCCAGGCUUGCAGGAAUACCUGGGCUUAAGGCUUCACUGCUGGAAGAGUUUGGCAUUCGCUUGAUAACGUAUGAUCUUCCAGGUUUUGGUGAGAGUGAUCCUCAUCCUAAAAGAAAUCUUGAGUCAUCAGCGAUAGACAUGUUACUCUUAGCAAAUGCUGUUGGUGUCAAUGACAAGUUUUGGGUAGUGGGAUACUCAAGUGGAAGCAUGCAUGCUUGGGCUGCACUCAGAUACAUUCCUGAUAGACUUGCAGGUGCAGCCAUGUUUGCUCCAAUGGUUAAUCCAUAUGAUACAAUCAUGACUAAGGAAGAGAGACGUGGAACUUGGGAGAAGUGGACUCAAAAGAGGAAAUUUAUGUACAUUUUAGCUCGGAGGCUUCCUAGAUUUCUCGCUUACUUCUACCAUCGAAGCUUCUUGUCUGGAAAGCAUGGUCAGAUUGAUAAGUGGCUUUCAUUGUCACUGGGAAAGAGGGACAGAGCAUUGAUGGAGGACCCAAUUUAUGAAGAAUUUUGGCAAAGGGAUGUGGAAGAAUCAAUCAGGCAGGGAAAUGCAAAACCCUUUGUGGAGGAAGCUGCAUUACAGGUCUCAAAUUGGGGUUUCAGCCUUGCGGACCUUAAAUUACAGAAGAAACAAAGAGGGAAAGGCUUGCUCAAUUGGCUCAAGUCUAUGCUCACUGAAGCUAAAGAGGAAUAUACAGGCUUCCUUGGCCCAAUACACUUAUGGCAGGGGAUGGAUGAUAGGGUGGUGCCGCCAUUCAUGACUGAUUUUGUGCACCGGGUUCUACCAGGAGCUGCGGUACAUAAACUCCCAUACGAGGGCCAUUUUACCUACGUCUACUUUUGUGACGAAUGUCAUAGGCAGAUAUUCACUACACUUUUUGGAACCCCACAAGGCCCACUCAAUACUAUAGCAAUAGAUCAAGCUCUGGUAGAAGGUGAUUCCAAAGGGCAGGAAGAGACUGAAAAGCAGGAAGAGGUAAUACCUGGCGAUCCAGCCAAAAAGAGUUAAUACUGAGUGAUUAUAUCAUUCUUCUAGUCUACGUUAGAAACUUACGAUGUAUAUACGUAUACCAUAGGAUUGCUCUGUUGCUCAUGGAGCAUAAAGAUAAAAAUGAAAAGGUUAAAAAAAGUAUAUCAGGUCAUUUGUCUUGGAGUUCAAGGUGAUUCUGAGGGCAUCUGAUGUGUGGGGUAACUUUUAGACAUGUUUGACACUACAAAAGGUAUACGAGAAAAUAAAUUGUUCUGAUUCUCAAUUGUAGGUCAGAAUCUCCUUCUGA
Quercus robur (English oak) is the source of this 2006-nucleotide messenger RNA. RefSeq lists its product as uncharacterized. The coding region runs from base 224 to 1738 and encodes 504 amino acids. The record is from RefSeq and is a predicted model, not a curated record. NCBI's taxonomy places the organism in Eukaryota, Viridiplantae, Streptophyta, Magnoliopsida, Fagales, Fagaceae. The transcript is spliced from 6 exons.